AUGAGUUCCAACACCAACGAGAUCACAGUUACUCUUCGACAAAUCGCCAAGAUGAUCGAUCACUCUCUUCUGCACCCCACCAUGACAGACGCCGACAUCCUUCAAGGCAUUGCCAUCGCCAAAAAGUACGGCGUCGCCACAGCUUGCAUCAAACCUUAUGCAAUUUCCAUGGCUAAGCAGGAACUUCAGGGCACUGAUGUCUUGAUCUGUCCCGUCAUAGGCUUUCCUCAUGGAAACAGCAGCACUGCCGUCAAGGUCUUCGAAGCUGAUGUUGCUACUGCUGUUGGCGGUAAUGAGAUCGACAUGGUCAUCAAUAUCGGCAAGGCACUCGGCGGUGACUGGAACUACGUUGCUGAUGAGAUUCGUCAAGUCAACAAUGUCGUUGUCAAGCGUGGGGCUAUUUUGAAAGUCAUUUUUGAAAAUGACUACCUGAAUCAGGAACACAUUGUACGCCUUUGCAAGAUCUGCUCGGAUAUUGGAGUGGCUUUCGUCAAGACUUCGACUGGCUAUGGUUUCGUCAAGCAGGCAAACGGCAUGUACAAUUACAAGGGUGCUACUAUCCCUCAUCUAAAGAUCAUGGUAGAGGAAUCUGGCAAAAAUGUCCAGGUUAAGGCUGCCGGAGGUGUUCGUACCCUUGACGAUUUGCUGCAUGUUAUGUCACUAGGCAUUACACGUAUUGGCGCUACAGCUACAGUUGCAAUUAUGGAGGAAGCGGUUAAGAGGGGAAUCACGGACCAGCCUACUGCGGUUACGUUCAAGCCCAUGGUCGAUAGCUCAUUUAAGGCGUUUCAGCAGCAUGACGCUGUCUCACCCGAAGGUGUCGAAUUCUCGGCUCUAAGAUCAGAGACUUGGGCUCAAUCUAAAACCACUGCCGAAAAUGACACCAACAAUAUUUUUCCAAGACAUGUCGCUGAACGGCCUAAAGACAUCGAACUACAACAAAGCAACAUCAAGUCCAAGCCGUCCACCGCCGAGAAGGAACUCAUGUCUUUAUUACCCGAAUUAGGACCCGCGACUCUCUUGGUCGAAAACUAUUUUGAUCGGAUCCACUGGUUCAUAUUAGUCUUUCACCAAGACGAUUUUAGAAAAAAGUUCCAGGAUCUUUAUAGUUACACAACAUUUUCUUCCGGUUCCAAUGCUCCAUCGAGAGGUAUAGGCUUUAUAGCUGUUCUCUUGGCUGUUUUCGCGACCAGCUUGCAUCACAUCGGUGCGCAAGAAAACAAGUUAAAGUCUCAUAAUGUUGAUCCGAAAGAACUGAAAGACAGGAUGCUAGCCGCCCUUAAACUGAGAUUCUUGGAUAUUGUAUCGAGAGGGUCUCUUGAAGCGGUGCAAUUCUGUGUUUUGCUGGGAAGUUAUUACCUCUACCACGGUGAACCUGAAAUGGCUUGGCCACUAUCUGGUUCUGGAUUGCGAAUCGCUCAAGCACUUAACCUUCAUCGAAAAAUGACACCUGGAGAUCCUAGCGAUCAAGCUCUGAAUCAGCAGAUACAAGACCGGAAACGGGCCUGGUGGGCCGUCUACGAGAUCGAUACUUUCUGCUCCAUGCUUUAUGGAUUUCCCCUGGGCUUUUCCGAUAGCGAUUGCAAUGUCGAGACUUUGGAUCCAUAUGAUGAGUACUCUGGAUCAACUAAAGAGUCACGUCAGACGAGGAGACCAUCCUUGUUGUUCUACAAGUGUUCAAUGUCGAGACUGUCGGCUAUUGCCAAGUCCGCAUUAGUUGAGCUGUACGGCACUCGGCAUGGUGAUCGAAAGAGAACGAACAGCCUAAAAGGCCUUUUUGAUAAAGUGGCGGCUUUAAACGGGCGUCUCCAAGAGUGGCAUAGAAGCCUGGCUCCGAAGCUCAGAUUUGAUAGUCAUGACUCUCUGUCGGACGUUCAGAUUACGAAGGACCGUGAAAGAACUGGACGAGAAUUUGAAAAUUAUCUGUUCCGCCUACAAGCGCUUUCUCUCAAGCUGGCGUACGAAAAUGCGAAAAUUUUAAUCCACAGGCCUCUUCUAUCAUUCAAAAUGGCCAGGUUGACUUCAACAGACACUACCACUUCGAAGACUGACCCAUUUCGGCUGGCGAUACAAGAGUGUAGGGAAGCUGCACUACAGAUAUCAAAAGUCGCUUCGACUCCAUACCUCUUGGAAGCAUCUGAGACAUAUGCUAUAGCUGUUGUGUCACUGCACCUCUUAACGGCGGGCGUGACACUCUGUAUUUCGAUAACCCUUGAUCCUUUGACCUCCAACUCGAUCGAGGCAAAAUUUGGGAUACGGCAGCUAAUGCAGGUACAGACCCUUCUCAAGGAUAAGUCAAUUGUUGCCGCACAGAGUCUGGAUAUCACGAAAAGAUUGAUGGGUCUUGUGGCGUCAAAGGAAGAUCAAGACAUGAACGUCUGCGUUGACACUUCAUUAAAUGACACCCUCUUAGAAUAUGAACAAGCGGCCGGUCUUCUAUUUACUGGAGAUAUUACAUAUGAUCCAGGUGACUCAAUUCUGGACAAUCCUUUCCUGGAACAGAACCAAGGCUGGAUAUGGGGUUGGAACUUUCUGCAAUAG
This is a messenger RNA of Fusarium redolens, 2541 nucleotides long. RefSeq lists its product as uncharacterized. Gene Ontology annotation, molecular function: zinc ion binding; deoxyribose-phosphate aldolase activity; DNA binding. Bases 1 to 2541 code for a protein of 846 amino acids. The transcript has 4 exons. The record is from RefSeq and is a predicted model, not a curated record. Gene Ontology annotation, biological process: deoxyribonucleotide catabolic process; carbohydrate catabolic process; DNA-templated transcription. Gene Ontology annotation, cellular component: cytoplasm. Lineage: Eukaryota; Fungi; Ascomycota; Sordariomycetes; Hypocreales; Nectriaceae.